Messenger RNA from Clonostachys byssicola, 687 nucleotides. NCBI's taxonomy places the organism in Eukaryota, Fungi, Ascomycota, Sordariomycetes, Hypocreales, Bionectriaceae. The record is from the annotation of a GenBank genome assembly.
AUGCCGCGAGAUAUUCUCGAUGCAAUCUUGCCUCAUGCCAGCACACUUGAGAGCCUUUACCUCAACAUAGAUGACUUUCAGGAUAAACAAGUGGAUGAUCCACAGAGGCUUCACAUGGGCACCGACCUUCGCCAAAUGCAUUCACUGAAGAGGCUUACAAUCGGCAUGCAGGAACUUCUUGGCAUCCAUGCAUCGGCGCUGUUAGAUUACAAUAAAGCUACUGGCCAGCUACCGCCAAGUAGUCCUGCUCUCCUUGAUUGUCUUCCCGAGAACCUGGAAUUUCUCUUGAUCCAUUCUUGUGGAGGCGGGAUUAUUAUAGACCAAGUACACAGCCUAUUACAUGCUAUCACGCAAAGUGGGCGUUUCAACAAACUCACUUACUUCGGUAUAUUGUUCAAUGGCUGGCGAGAAGAUGUUCCGAACACUGUGGGAUAUAUGGAUGAUCACCCCGAUUUGGACAACGACAUGAUCGCUGUCCAUGAGUACAAGUCUCUGGAGUUCGAUUUGGGGUUCCAGACAUACACUGCCUAUCACCAUGAUUUGACUUCCAAGUUCAACAAUCGACCGAGCAAUUUGAUGUCUCGCAUUUACGCCCCACACAUCAGAAAUCUUUACCGGGAGCGACGGAUGAGUCCCCAGUACGUGGAUGCUGAAUUUACAUACAGCGACGUGCCCUUCGAGGAGUAG